AUGUGCAAUAGACCACAUCACUCUUUCUUUUUCUCACUUCCUCCUGCAGGAAGGAUGGGCUGUCUGAAGUCCACGCUGAGCGGUGGUCUGGGGAGUGCUGUGGAGGGGAAAACACAACAGCAGGAUGCACAAUCUGAUCAGGCGCGCUACGUGAGAGACCCCACCUCCAAAACAAAACUUGACAGAACUAACACCUUAUUACCAGGUCAGGUGUUCGAAAAGAUGGAAGCAAACAAUGAACCUGGCAAAAUAGUGAUUGGCCUUUACUCUUACGAAGCAACACACCCUGAUGACUUGAGAUUCAAGAAAGGAGAAAAGAUGAAAAUCUUAGAAGAACAUGGUGACUGGUGGAAAGCAAAGUCUCUGACAUCCAACAAGGAAGGAUUCAUACCAUCAAAUUACGUCGCCCAGGUCAACACCAUGGAAACAGAAGAGUGGUUUUUUAAAGACAUCACACGAAAGGAUGCAGAAAGGCAGCUUUUGUCACCGGGAAACAAACCAGGAUCUUAUCUCAUCAGAGAAAGUGAGACAUCGAAAGGAGACUACUCACUGUCAGUCAGAGACAUCAACACUCAAAGGCUGGAUUCAGUGAAACAUUAUAAAAUCAGGAAGUUGGACAAUGGUGGCUUCUACAUUUCUCCCAAAAUCUCCUUCCCCAACAUCGGCAGCAUGAUCAAACAUUAUCACACCAAAGCAGACGGCCUGUGCUAUAAACUGGAGCGUCCGUGCAUAAAACCUAAAGCACAACGGCCCUGGGAUAAGGACGCUUGGGAAAUAUCCAAGGACUCUAUAAAGAUGGUAAAGAAGCUGGGAGCAGGGCAGUUUGGAGAAGUCUGGAUGGCUUACUAUAACAACACCACCAAAGUGGCGGUGAAGACGCUGAAGCCUGGCACCAUGACUCCAGAAGCUUUCUUAGAGGAGGCCAAUGUGAUGAAGACGCUGCACCACGACAGGCUGGUUCGGCUCUACGCAGUCAUCACCAAGACAGAACCCAUCUACAUCAUCACUGAAUUCAUGGCUAAUGGAAGCCUUCUAGACUUCUUAAAAAGUGACCCAGGAUGCAAACUGCAACUACCAAAGCUUAUUGAUUUCUCAGCACAGAUAGCGGAGGGCAUGGCGUACAUAGAGAGGAAGAAUUAUAUCCACAGGGACCUGAGAGCUGCAAAUGUCCUCGUGUCCGAGAGUAUGCUGUGCAAAAUAGCCGACUUUGGGUUGGCAAGAGUCAUCGAGGAUGACGAGUAUUCUGCCAGAGACGGUGCCAAAUUUCCCAUUAAGUGGACAGCUCCAGAGGCCAUCAACUAUGGCACCUUCACCAUUAAAUCAGACAUGUGGUCCUUUGGAGUCCUUCUUUACGAGAUUAUCACGUAUGGGAAAAUCCCAUACCCAGGUAUGACCAAAGCAGAGGUGGUUUCUUCGAUUCAACGCGGCUACAGGAUGCCACGGCCUGACAACUGUCCCCAAGAGCUGUAUGAUAUCAUGACAUCCUGCUGGAAUCAGAAGCCUGAUGACAGGCCCACCUUUGACUACACACAGAGUGUCCUGGAUGACUUCUACACUGCCACAGAGUCGCAGUACCAGCAGCCAUAG
Messenger RNA from Nematolebias whitei (Rio pearlfish), 1587 nucleotides. RefSeq names its product LYN proto-oncogene, Src family tyrosine kinase (gene lyn). The record is from RefSeq and is a predicted model, not a curated record. Bases 1 to 1587 code for a protein of 528 amino acids. Gene Ontology annotation, molecular function: ATP binding; signaling receptor binding; non-membrane spanning protein tyrosine kinase activity. Gene Ontology annotation, cellular component: extrinsic component of cytoplasmic side of plasma membrane. Gene Ontology annotation, biological process: innate immune response; cell surface receptor protein tyrosine kinase signaling pathway; cell differentiation. NCBI's taxonomy places the organism in Eukaryota, Metazoa, Chordata, Actinopteri, Cyprinodontiformes, Rivulidae. The transcript has 12 exons.